Messenger RNA from Geosmithia morbida, 1380 nucleotides. RefSeq names its product Zinc finger, C2H2 type. Gene Ontology annotation, molecular function: RNA polymerase II cis-regulatory region sequence-specific DNA binding; DNA-binding transcription factor activity, RNA polymerase II-specific. Lineage: Eukaryota; Fungi; Ascomycota; Sordariomycetes; Hypocreales; Bionectriaceae. Gene Ontology annotation, cellular component: nucleus. The coding region runs from base 1 to 1380 and encodes 459 amino acids. The transcript is spliced from 2 exons. The record is from RefSeq and is a predicted model, not a curated record. Gene Ontology annotation, biological process: regulation of transcription by RNA polymerase II.
AUGGACUUGGCCCCUCCUCCUCUCACGGGUUCUCCGUGCUCUCCCUGGCGCAAGAGUCUUGAUUCACCUCGUCCAUAUAACGUUUACAACUACAUGUCUCGGGUCCCAGACGGCAGCUAUGUCCAUUUACCCUCUGUGGAAAGCGCCUGCGAUACACCUUCAUCCUUUGCCAUAAUCGAUUCCGCACUGGCUGAUCCCGCUUUGGCCGAUGCAUUUGACGUUGGCAGUCCGUUUGCGCUGCCGGAGCCGAUCCCUUCAUCUAGCAUCGAGUGGGCGGCGCCUACUGCCGUCGCCUCAGCUACCUCACCCGCACUCUCGACCACUUCAAGCAUGCCCCCUCGCCUAUCUGAGUAUGCUCAAUUCGGUUACGACUCCUCCGGCCUCUCGCCGGCCUCGUACCCGGCUACGGCUGCAUAUUCAAGAACGACUUCGCAUUCGCCUUCUUACAUGAGGACGCCACCGCUCCGGACGGCCGACGCGGACAGUUUCUCUCAUCUAUUCCCAACGAGAACGCCACUCGGCUCUACGCCUACGGUGUUAGGCGGUGCAUCCUCCUCCUACGGGCAUGUAACAGAUGAUUCGAGCUACUUCUCCAGCUCCUCGUUGAUGCCGUCCAACGGUCUGCACAUGGCCACGUCACACCCCAGCACACAAAUGCUCUUCCCCGAUGCGCCUCAACCCCGAGCUACCAUAUACUCGGGUAACCAGCCAAAGGGUACCGUACACGGUCUCGCCACCGCUUCUUCAUCUUCUCAGCUCAUCCUGCCUCCCGUCCUCUGCAGCGCUCACAAGGUCAACCAAUCGUGGGACAAGACCAACAGGAAGGACAAGAGUCGAUCUCGUCGGCACACGACUAAGGAAGAAGCCAAUUUUCAAUGCACGGUCGAAGGAUGCGGAAAGUUUUUCAGUCGCAGUUACAACUACAAGUCGCACAUGGAGACGCACGAUGAGAAGCGCGAGUACCCGUUCCCGUGCCAGGUGCCUGACUGCACCAGGAAAUUUGUGCGCAGGACGGAUUUGCAGAGACAUCACCAGAGUGUACACGCGAAAGAGCGAGCCCACAGGUGCGACUAUUGCGGGCGUACGUUUGCUCGCAAGGAUACACGCAGAAGACACAUGGAAGACGGCUGCCCCAACCGGUUCGACUUUACCCAGCUGGAAGCAACAGCCGGCUUGACGGGCCAGACCGCGACCAGGGUGACCCACAAGGCAGGGACCACGACCGGGCCCGGCGGCGACCUGGAUACAUUUAGCAUAUCCCUGAGGUCGCCGAUGCCUCUCGCGCCCGCUCCUACGCCAGGGUCCCUUAGAGCUCUGUCUCUAGGUCGAAGACAACCUCAGGACUGGGGAAUGGCGGAGAUGAUGCCACCGACAAGAUGA